Ochlerotatus camptorhynchus is the source of this 3813-nucleotide messenger RNA. RefSeq lists its product as uncharacterized. Bases 1 to 3813 code for a protein of 1270 amino acids. Gene Ontology annotation, molecular function: nucleic acid binding. The transcript has 4 exons. The record is from RefSeq and is a predicted model, not a curated record. NCBI's taxonomy places the organism in Eukaryota, Metazoa, Arthropoda, Insecta, Diptera, Culicidae. Gene Ontology annotation, biological process: DNA integration.
AUGCAACGGCAACUGCAGCGGGAUCCGGAAAAGUACGUACUCUACCACAAGUACGUGGAAGAGUUCCUGGAAAACAACCACAUCACGAGAAUUGCACCCGAUCCAAAUCACCCGAAGAUCAUUUACCUGGCGCAUCACGGCGUCAUCAAGGCUGAAAGCUCCACUACGAAGCUUCGAGUGGUGUUCAAUGCAGCAAAGAACUCGUCGAACGGACUGUCGCUCAACGACCUGUUGGCGACCGGACCCAUCGUGCAGGAUACGUUGUAUAACCUCCUGAUGAACUUUCGAUUGUAUCCGGUCGUACUCACCUCAGACCUUACGAAGAUGUUUCUUCAAGUGAAGGUGACCGAGGAAGACAGUGAACGAAUCCGCAUACUAUGGCAAGAAUUCGGACAACCUAUGGCGGAAUACGGGCUAAACACCGUCACGUUUGGCAUGUCCUGUGCUCUUUUCUUGGCAACCAGAACGUUAAAUCAGCUAGGAGAGGACGAAGGCAUCGAAUUCCCGCUGGCCAAGGAAGCAAUCAAAGAUUUCUAUGUUGAUGAUCUACUCAUCGGUGCGGCAACACGCGAGGAAGCCAAGCAAAAACGUCAGCAAAUUACUGAAAUGAUGAAGCGAGGAGGAUUUGAGAUCCGAAAGUGGGCGUCCAACGACAGGGAAGUGCUAGACGAUAUACCGCCAGAAGACAGAGCAGUCAGCGUAGUUCACACGGUAGACAGUCAGGAGACCAUCAAGACACUCGGCGUCCAAUGGCAACAUCGGGAAGAUCUCUUCACCUUCAAGGCAUCCGAUGAUCCCAUCAAGGAGUGCUUCACGAAGCGAGAAGUACUAUCCACCAUCGCCAAGAUCUUCGACCCUCUUGGACUCAUCGGACCAAUAGUGGUGAUUGCAAAAAUGAUGAUGCAGGAGUUGUGGAAAAUCCAAACUGAUUGGUCUGAGCCGCUGCCAAAUCAGUUCAACCACCGGUGGCGUAUAUACUUGGUGUAUCUACGAAAUGUCUGGCAAAUAAAGGUCCCGCGGCGGUGUAUAAGCGUUCCACAGCCUGUACAAUAUCAUCUCCACGGGUUUUGUGACGCCUCACUCGAAGUAUAUGGAGCAGCUGUAUACUUACGAGCGAUCGACGAAAACGGUGAUAUCAGUUCGCACCUACUUGGGUCCAAAUCGCGCGUGGCGCCCAUCAACAGACCGUCGCUACCUCGAUUGGAGCUGUGUGCAGCAACCUUGCUCGCGGAGCUAAUCAAGGCCAUGAAGUCCACCCUUCGGAUUCCGAUUCAUCAAACCCUGGCAUUCAGCGACUCGACCACGACGCUAGCCUGGAUUGCAGGAGACCCAGCCCGGUGGAAAAUAUACGUCGCCAACCGGGUAGCAACCAUCAAUACGAUCAUCCCGGCCUCGGAUUGGAGACACGUUCCCACGAAACAGAACCCGGCGGAUCUCCUCACGCAUGGGGUAGCACCGUGUGUGCUUGCCUUGUCGAAGCUGUGGUGGCACGAACCAGAUUGGGAACCUAGCACUACCACGGAGGCACCUGUACCGAAUCCAACACGCAAAGAAGAAGAAGUCAUCAACACCGAAGUCAGGCGUCAACAGCCCAUCCUGGCAUACCUCAUGACAUAUAGGGACGUCAUCGAGGAUAUACUCCACAAAUACUCGUCCUACACGAAACUUCUCAGGGUGACAGCUUGGAUCAUCCGAUUCAGCGAGAAUUGCCAGCUGGAACGAGCCCAACGAACUGUCGGACCGUUAUCCGUCAUCGAAAUCAAUGCAGCAAAAAGGUUGCUCAUUCGCUACACGCAACACCAAGCAUAUGCGGCAGAGAUUUCAGCACUAGAGAAAUGCAAACCGUUGCCGGACCGAAGCAAGCUGCUACCGCUAAGCCCGUUCGUCGAAAGCAAUCUCCUCAGGGUGGGCGGCCGGCUCGCCAGAUCCAAUCUGGAAUACACAGCAAAGCACCCACUGAUCAUACCGGCAGAAAGUAGAUUAGCGACCAUAAUAUUCAACCACGAACACCUUCGUAACCACCAUCUCGGAGCGACUUCGCUACUGUCCGCAGUCAGAGAAACGUUCUGGGUUCCACAUGGAAGGAAAUUAGCCAGAAACACCAUCUGGAAAUGUGUCCCAUGCCACAAGAACGCCCCAAAUCGUGGCAUGUUGCAACAAAUCAUGGGGCAACUUCCGGAAACUAGAGUCACACCAGCACCGCCUUUCUUUCACUGCGCACUACGCAGGGCCAAUCACGCUGUACAUCUCGAGGCGGUCUCCAAGCUCUCCACGAAAGCAUUUUUGGCAGCCAUGCGACGAUUUGUGGCUAGACGAGGUCACUGUGGACAUAUGUACAGCGACAAUGGCACCAAUUUUGUGGGAGCAGAUAACGAAAUGAGAUAUUGGUAUCGGAAAAUCAGUUCAUCCGACCACAACAAUCGUGUAGCGGACUUCCUAGCGAUGGGUGGUACACAGUGGCAUUUUAACCCACCCGGCUCGCCACAUAUGGGAGGACUUUGGGAGGCAGCAAUCAAAUCGGCCAAACAUCAUCUAAAUAUUGUGACGCAGAAAGCUCGGCUCACAUUCGAAGAGUUCGGAACGUUGCUCGCCGAAAUCGAGAGUAUCUUGAACUCGCGGCCCAUUUCGCCAGCAUCGAACGACCCGAAUGACCUGCAGCCCCUUACACCAGGGCACUUUUUGAUCGGACGACCGCUAACAGCCAUCAACGAACAGGAUUAUCUUCCAAGUCCUGACGAGCCAUACGACGUUAGGUUUCGUUACGUCAACGAGCUCCGGCAACACUUUUGGGACCGUUGGAGCAAGGAGUACAUUCCGGAACUGCAACUGAAGGGAAAAUGGCAUCGAACGACCAACACACUGGAGGAAGGUGAUCUGGUCCUGGUAAGGCAACAGAAAUUGCCAGUCAAUCGAUGGGUCACCGGCAGAAUUCAACAUCUUCAUGGAGCACCAGACGGAAACCCACGGCUAGCAACUGUGAAAACCUCCAACGGUGAAAUCGUUCAGUCCGUUCACAACUUGAUUAUUGGCAUCGUCAUCUUCGAACCGGCGCCUUCUACCAUCCACGUAGAGAACUUACUGUACAACCUUGGCUAUGCCGCCAGCACGAUCAUUGUAACCGAGCCGGACAUGAGUCCAGCUUAUGCUUCACUUCGGAAGCCAACCGUACAUCUAAUCGUGGUGAAAGCGUUACUGCAACUGUUGGAGUUCCGUGACGUAUGGAUGCACAGUCAAACCGAAUACUGGAACCAGGAUGCCCAAUUUGUAGUGCUGUACGAUGUCGGCAGUGACGUGGCAGUUGAACUCAUUGGACACAGGUUUGGAAAGAUUGGAAUUGCGGAUGUGAUCUUCAUCGGACUGAGCCCCGUCACAGGAGAUCUAGACACAAUUCGCACCUACCUACUGUACGAACGAAAGGUUGUUACGCACAGUGAGACCGAUCCGUUGGAGCAAAUUAUCAGUAAUCAAUUCACAAACAUGCACGGUCAUCAGUACCGCAUAGGACACGAUCCCAACAGUAACAUUUGGACUACCGCAGUUGAGGUAUCCUUCGCUGCGCCUUUCCAACCACCGGGUCAAACCGUGUCCAGCAGUAGCCGGGCCGAAACUCUUCCAAGUGCCCAUUCAUCGUUUAUCCUUCACUGUGUCCUUCCAACCCGUCGCAGCCUCCUAGUCAACCCGUGUCCAGCAGCAGCCGCAUCGAGACUCUUCCGAGUGCCCAUUCAUCGUAGCAAGGUUGAGGUUUAUCUCGCUGCGGCCUUCCAACCUGUCGCAGACACCAGUUCAACCCCUGUCCAGCAGCAGACGGGCUGA